This is a messenger RNA of Acanthaster planci (crown-of-thorns starfish), 4887 nucleotides long. RefSeq names its product divergent protein kinase domain 1A-like. The record is from RefSeq and is a predicted model, not a curated record. NCBI's taxonomy places the organism in Eukaryota, Metazoa, Echinodermata, Asteroidea, Valvatida, Acanthasteridae.
CCGCUACGCGGCGCUAUAUAAUCUUCGCGUACGACUACGACAAGUACGAGGCAUUUGAUCGUUCGCGCCACUGUCGAGCUAUAUGUAGCUGCACACAGUACGUACGUGCACGUACAUCUACGACGAACAUACAUGGUCACGUAUGCGACGGGCUACAUUGUGUACUUGAUGACACUUUCGAAAGCUAGCUGAAUCCACUGCAAAUUGAGAGCUUCUAAAAUGUAUAGAGUGCACCAGCAGGCAGGUGGGCUGUAUAAUGGAUAGCAAGACAUCAACCGUUGUCGUGUGGGAAGGACGACAGUUAGUGCACGGCUUAUGAUGCCAUCAGCAGGAUGAUGGGCUGGACGCGGUUACUGUUGAACGCCCACAUCAGAAUGGGGCGAUACAGUGUGAAGGUCAAGACGCUGCUUGUGUUGUGGAUGCUGUGUUUCAUUGGGCUGUGGGUGAUGUACUUCAGAUACGGCGACCCUGAAACGUGCAGUGGAGAACAGGCCAGGACAUUUGUAUGUGAUAACUACGACAAAGGCGUUGUGGCUGGCUCCAUGUGCGAAGAACUCUGCAAGCAGACGAAAGUGACGCUCGAUGGCUGUCUAGCCCAGGAUACAUUUCACCAGGCAUUCACAGGUACACUGAAGAAACCACCAAAACAAAGAAAGAAUAUUGAUGAACCCCUGUACAUCAAGCAGCUCUUGAAUCCUCAGCGGGAAGGGUUCAACAAGCCUGCCUCUGGUAGCUCCAUGGAGGACCUGCGCAUCAUGAUCUCGGCCAACCUUAAGCGCCAUCUGGGUGACGCUAUCAACCUGGACAGAGUCCAGUCCCGAAUACUCAACCUCGCUGACAGCAAUAAUGAUGGUAAGGUCUCGCUGCCGGAGGCCCGCUCCAUCUGGUCCCUCCUUCAGGCCAAAGAGUUUCUGAUGAUGAUGGUCCUCGGUGAGAGCGACUACAUUCCACGCCUCCUGGGAUUCUGCGGCAACAUGUACAUCAUGGAGGGCAUUCACGCCUUCAGGCUGUAUGGUGCAGAGUUCCCGCCAUUUGUCGACUUUGUUUUGCCAAAUUCAGCCCAAAGGUUUUUUCAAAGAAAGAUUGCCCCGCCCUGGACAGACAGGGCUCAUAUUGUUGUUGGAUUGUUGGAAUUUGUUGAGGAAAUCAUGGAAGGGCCAGCGGGCAAUCUUUACAUGUGCCAUGUAAAUGAAAUGGGGAUUGGGUACACGGCGUAUAGCGACGUGAAGAUCCUGCGAUUGGACGGCGUGCUGACCGAGCAGGCUGUACAGAGCAGCCUGCGGGACCGGACGUGCUUUGGGGACGGCGACUGCUUGCUCGGGGAGAACUGCCGCUCCCCGUGUGACAAGUUAACGGGGAGAUGCACGGGUGAGAUGAUGCAACCAAACCUCCAGCGCGUCUGCCAUAUGCUAAGCGCUUACCUCCUGGACGAUUCGCCGUAUGAAAUCCUCCAAGAGCUCCAAGAUCUCCUGAGCAAGUGCGAGGAUUUGAAGUUUGGCAGCAAAAAUAUGAACAUGGACCAUUCCCUGGUUCUCAACAACCUCAAGUCGUUGCUGUGGAAACAGGUGUCACAUCUCAAGAAAUUCUCCAAGACAUCAAGGACAUAGUUGCAAUUCACAUCCUACAUCGGCCCUCUCUUUGUUGGUCAAAUUGAAUGCCAGUAUUGAAUAUCUUCAGUGAGUUUCUUGGCUGUGCUUACAUCAGCCCCCUGUUUGUCAUGGUCUUUAUUUGUUUUCAAAGUUUCACCACAGGAACCAAUUUGGCCUCAAGGGGCUAUCUAAUGUACCGAUACCUAUAGCAACAUUCAAAUGAUACCGUGUUAUGCUGGACACUUUCGUCUUCGGGAUAUAAGUACAUGUACAUGAAACCAAAGUCUGAAAUCCAUGCUGAUGGCUAGUAAAGUAUCACGCCUUAGCACACAAUGAUUCAGUCUUCGUUUAAGCUACCAUAGCUGUAUUCCUUUAUGAGGAACCUACAUGUAUUGUGUGAUGUGACUGAGACUUUCAUUUGAACUGUUUUUGUGGUAUGGCGCAAGUGUAAAUGCAAGCCAACAAGUACACAGUUGUAAAAUGUUGAACUUCAUACAUCCAGCUGUAUACUGUAUAGUUGUGGUUUGGUACCAAAGAAAAUGGAAAGCUUGCAGUAGCCAGAUGCCACAUUUUGGAACCGUGAACCUGUGUGUUAACAGCAUGCAAAUUUUGCAGCUCUCUGUAGAAUUUCGUACAUGGUGCACAUGUACAAAAGGUCGUUUGAGUUCUUUCCAAGAAAGAGCUUGAUCUGUGUACUUAAGGAAGUAAGAAGUAAGAUUAAUCUUUUGAGACGAUUUGCCUGCACAAUGGUGAGACUGUUUGUGGGCACAUUUAUACAUCAAAGCGACUGGCGGAUGCUAGCAUGGAUUUAUUAGUUUCAACUUAUUAAGCGGGUGUUGAUCAUGCAUAACAAAAUAUUUAUUUUUAGUCAUGUUUAUAUACAUAGAAGAAAUGUUGUCUGUACAUAUUGAAGCUUUUACCAAAUUAUAUGAGGUAUGAAUCUAAGAGUUGGAAAUACCAAUCCCCUGUGUACCGUAUUUUGAGCAGGUUUUGCUUACUGCUUGCACAACCACACAGAUGUGUCACACCACAUCACAGCACCUGCUUUCAAAAGUCUUUCUAGACCCUAUUUGACAACUGUGUCUGACGUAUUCAUGAAUUCCUCAAGUCAGCUUGAUGUACAGGCGGCCAUAUUUUCCAUGUACAUGUACGUACAUUGUACAUGUACACACACACAUGUAAGUCCUUUUCGAUUUCCACACAACUCGCUGAUUUAAUCUUUGCCCUUUGGAGCCUUCCCCUAGCCCCAAGCCAGUAUUACUAAAAGGAAAUUCUCAGCUUCUAUUCAUGUUCUGCUGCUUAAGUAUGGUAAUGCACUCUGUGUUUAGCAAGGGCACUUUCAUUCAAGACAAGCUUUCAUGCUUGUGCAGUUAAGUAUUUAUUGGCUGUUGUAAAAGCGCAAGUAGCAAGAAGUGAUUUAGAAGCGCUUCGUAUACCGGUGCAGCUCAGACGUCUGGGUUUGUGGCACAGCAAACCCGACUUUUGAAACUCGACCUUGUAUUUAAUAUGUUGUAUGUAAUCAUUUUUGACUAAUAAAGAUGACCGUAAAGUUAGUUGGAUAUUGUUUGAUAAUGUCUGAUUUUCCUCAACACAGUGAACAUUCGAUGUACAAACCUAUGGGAAUGUCCAUUGUCAAGAAAAACAUUCAGACAUUUGCUGUACAUGUACAAACCAAUGUGAAUGUCCAAUGUAUAAAUGUCCAACUGACUUUACUGUCAUCUAAUAAAGAUAACAUCCUAACCGUCCUCGCUAUGUUCCUUUACCUACAACAAGGGAUUCUGAAAUUCUCAUUAAAUACAUUUGCAUGUAGAUCAACUUGUAAAUCUACAGUGUACAGUUCGUAUAAAUUUAUUAUGUACAUGUACAUACAUGUACAUGUACAUCACACACAGGCUCUUUAAUGUGGAGUAUGUAUUUGAAGUUAGUGCUGUUAUGCUUAUUCUUGGUGGUGUUGUGUGUAAUGACAUGCAUUUUACCAGUACAUGUACAUACAUGUACAUGUACCUGUGCAUGUAAUAUGAUAUUGCACAUGCACUUGUGGUAUUGAACACUGUGUAGUGUAAAUGUUGACUGAUGCUGUGAACUUUCAUACAAUCAUGCGCUGACACGUAAUGUGCACGAAUAUUUUGCUACAUACAUUUUGUUCAUGCCUCUUACGAUUGAACUUACUUGACAAAUUCACCUUGCUGGCCAUUUAUUUUUCUCCUCAUUUUCAUGAGUAUGCAACCUGUUUGGAAUUACAGGACCAUGUGCUUACCUUCAAGAAAAAGAAAGAAAAUGGCAAUACUCUGUCGAAAACAGAAUUUUUCACUUCAAUCUCCUUUCUUAAGGAAGGUAGAGAAGGUGGGUUUUUGAACGCUUACAGUGAUGAAGCAAAAAUGGGAAUGGGCCUUAUACUAGAAAGCCCAAGUGCAGUGGCCUGAGCGUGUUGUCACUUCCUGCAGUCCUCGUCACAGAAUAGGACUGGUGAACACAGAAAGCUGCAAUGUUCUCUCAUUUCACCCUAUGUGCUAUUGUUCAAUCACCCUUGAGGGAUGUGUAAUUACUAGAAUUUUUUUUAUGUUCAGCCAUUUAUAUUUAUUGCCGAUUUGCUCACUACGUCCAUGGAUUGUUUGACUCUUUUUCUUAUCCAAGUCCUUAUUGUAGAAUACAUGUACCUUUACAUUAACAUGAACAUACAUGUACCCACGCUCCCACUGGCGGCUCAACAUAUCUGUUGACAAGGCAAAUUGCCUUGACGAGUUAAUUGCAGUUGGCAGGGAACCUACUGGUGCACCAUAAUGUUAAUGGACAUAUGGUGAUCUAUGAGAGGCAGGAGUAUACUUGCCGAACAUUUUCCUUUGUGUAGUGAAUACCGUAGCAUUAGACCUGUUAUUGGAAUCCCCAAAUAUCACCAUGAGAUCUUCACAAUGGAGUUGUGGUACUAAUAGUGUGGAGGUCUAUAGCGUGGCAUGUAUGGCACGUACUUCCAUUACGGAGGGCAAUUUUCUCUAACUGUGGUCCAAGUUUUUUUCAUCCAUAAAAAGUCUACACACCCCCCCUUCAGGUGGUGGUACCUUUUUUUGAAGUGCAAGCAAUUUCGGUACCCAUAAGAAAGGUCAGCAAUAUGUCUCUGGGGGAGGGGCAAGUACCCCCUUUAAUAUGCUACUGAUUACUGAAGAGGAGCCAAGUGGAGUUUUUGUUGGAGUGAAGUGCCGUGUGCAGUUCCUUUUUGCACUCAAGAAUUAUGCACAAAAUAACUGCAUGUACUGUACAUGUACAUGUACACCUACCUACAUGUACACUUACCUACAUGUUC